This is a messenger RNA of Anopheles stephensi (Asian malaria mosquito), 4272 nucleotides long. RefSeq names its product transcriptional repressor CTCFL-like. Lineage: Eukaryota; Metazoa; Arthropoda; Insecta; Diptera; Culicidae. Bases 137 to 2428 code for a protein of 763 amino acids. Gene Ontology annotation, cellular component: nucleus. The transcript has 5 exons. The record is from RefSeq and is a predicted model, not a curated record.
GGCAAAAGCGAAGCGGAAUCGAAGUGUCGCGGUGCCCUGCUAGCGCAGGAGUUUUCAAACAGCGCCUAAAGCGUACAGACCCAGCUCCAUUGUUCGGCAGAUAAUUGACAAAAAAGUGGUCUGAUAAAGUGACAAAAUGAGUGCGAAACGCAUCAAACAGGAACCAAACACCAAGAAAAGGGUACCGCAAGAACCCGUAGCGGUAGCGCUGAAGGAAGCGAAGCAGGAAAAGGUGGACAUCGACGAGAUGGAGCUGAUGACCGCCGGGUUGGAGGAUGACGAGGAGGGCGGUUGCUACUUUGUGGAUCAGAAGGGCAACUACUACUUCCAGGCCAGCGAGGACGCGGAACUGCGGGCGGUAGAAAAUGGGCCAUCGGAUUACGAACCGCUGACCGGGGGCGAGCAGGAAAAGACUGAGGAAGAGGUCAGCUACGUGCUGAUCAUGAACGACGGUGAGAACAAAUCAACGAUCGUUGUGAACGACACCGACGAGGCGGGGCUGGACCCGGACGGAAAGGACAACGAGAUUUACGAUUUCGACGACCCGGACUACAUAGUGCCGGACCAGGAGCCGGCAGCGAAAAACAAGCCAGCACGCGCCAAGCGUGGCCAAGCGAGCACCGGCUCGAUGUACAUGUGCAACUACUGCAACUACACCAGUGGCAAGCUGUUUCUGCUGUCCCGCCACCUGAAAACACACUCCGACGAUCGGCCGCACAAGUGUGUGGUGUGUGAGCGGGGCUUUAAAACGCUCGCCUCGCUGCAAAACCAUGUCAACACGCACACGGGCACCAAGCCCCAUCGGUGCAAGCACUGCGACAAUUGUUUCACGACCUCCGGCGAACUGAUCCGGCACAUCCGCUACCGGCACACGCACGAGCGUCCCCACAAGUGCACGGAGUGUGACUACGCGAGCGUGGAGCUGAGCAAGCUGAAGCGUCACAUCCGUACGCACACCGGGGAAAAGCCGUUCCAGUGUCCGCACUGUACGUACGCGUCGCCGGACAAGUUCAAGCUGACGCGGCACAUGCGAAUCCACACCGGCGAGAAGCCCUACUCCUGUGACGUGUGUUUCGCCCGGUUCACGCAAUCCAACUCACUGAAGGCGCAUAAAAUGAUACACCAAGUUGGCAACAAGCCCGUUUUCCAGUGCAAACUGUGCCCUACGACCUGUGGCCGCAAGACCGAUUUGCGCAUCCACGUGCAGAACUUACACACGGCGGACAAACCGAUCAAGUGUAAGCGCUGCGACAACACGUUCCCCGAUCGAUACAGCUACAAAAUACACGCGAAAACGCACGAAGGUGAAAAGUGCUACCGGUGCGACUAUUGCCCAUACGCCUCGAUAUCGAUGCGCCACCUGGAAUCGCAUCUGCUGCUCCACACGGACCAAAAACCGUACAAGUGCGACCAGUGCGCGCAGACCUUCCGGCAGAAGCAGCUGCUGAAACGGCACAUCAACUACUACCACAACCCGGACUACGUGGCACCGACCCCGAAAGCGAAAACGCAUUCCUGCCCAAGCUGUACCCGGUCGUUCCGGCACAAGGGCAACCUGAUCCGGCACAUGGCACUGCACGAUCCGGAAUCGACGAUGAGCAAGGAGCUGGAGGCGUUGCGCGAAGGUCGCCAGAAGAAGGUGCAGAUAACGUUCGAGGACGAACUGACGUACAAGGGCGAAGAGGAAGAGUACGAAGGCGAGGAAGAUGAAGACGAAGAGGAGGAAGGGGAGGACGAGGAGGAGGAGGAGGAGGAAGAGGAAGAUGAGGGGCAGGCGGAGGACGAGAAUGAGGAGGAGGAGGACGAAACCGGCAUGCCGAUGGAAACGAGCGAUAUGGUCACGGUCGAGGAUGAGGAUGGGCAGUACGUGGUGCUGGAAGUGAUACAGCUACAGGAUAAGGAUAGUAAAGCGGCCGACAGCAAGGCGCCGAAGAAGCGGGCCAGCAAACGAAAGGCGACGGCCACUGCGACGGCAACACCGACCGCUACAGCACAACCAUCCAGUUCCUCCAAAACGGCGACCACCACCGGAACGACUGUGGCAACACCGACGACAUCGCGCGUAACGCGCAGUGUAAAGAAGGAACCGAUCGAGCUGGUGUCCCCCCAGGAUCAUCAUACGCUCGAUAUGGACGGGAUCAGUUUGGUAAUGGUGGAGGAGGACGGUGAGGACGGUGCGCAGCAGAUUGUGAUCGAACGGGAGAGUGGUGGUCAGUCGGGCGAUGAGUUUAUCCUUUCGACGGAAGACUCCAUCGAUUUGCAGCACACGGAAAUGCUGAUGUCUUCGCUGCAGAGCGCAAAACGAUCGCGCUUCGACGUUACCAUAAGUCAGGACGAGCUGGAGAAAAAUAUGAGCAACUGCUUCGGAUUCGAUGAUGACGAUGAUGAAGUUUUGGACACCAAAGCUACGAUAACGCUGCUAAACUAGACGGUAAUGAUAGCCCGGUAUGGAAUUGUUUCUUCUUCUUCUGGUUCGGCGCUCCAGGCCAUGGUCGAGGGCAGCUGUAAUGGGGUGUAAAAACGUGCAAAGUGCUUACCGUUUGCUAUACCAUCCCGUGUGUGCGAGAUGUGUUUGAAAAGUGGAAUGGGAAUCUUAUGAAUUUAGUGGAUUUUUUUGUAUGGUCUGUACAUUAAAAAGAAAACGUAAUGCAAGAGACGACUACUAGUUAGAGGAAAAAUGGGGCUAGGCGUCAGCGAAUGAAAAUGUAUUCUUAAUGCGUAGCUAAAUUUUCACCAAAUUUUUAGAUCAUUUUUUUAAAUUUUUAAUUCCAAUUGCAAAUCACAAAACAAAUCGCAAAAAAAAGGUUCAAAACAGGUCCUAAAUUGCCCUCUAUUAUUAAAAGUAUAUUUUCCGCACGUAAGGAUGCGUCCCGGUGGUAGCCGGUCUUCAUACCGCAAUAGACCCCGGGGUUCAAAUCCCAUCCGGACCGUUCCCUCUGGGGUGAACGUGAGGGGACUGAUUAUCCAGCUACGUGGUAUCAUGUGAAGUCUAGUAAGCAAGAAAUGGCAGGCAUGACCUAAGAGAGAUCGUAAGGUCAAGAAGAGAGAGAGAGAGAGAGAGAGAGAGAGAGAGAGAGAGAGAGAGAGAGAGCGACCAAUUAUGCAAUUCUGCAAAAUUUUAAAGGUUUUCCUUAAGUUGUUUUGAACACAUCUCGUACAUAGCAAACCUUAAGCGCUUUUCCAUCGGGGGGAGGGAACGAAAUGAUUUUAUUUCCUAUUUGUUUCUCUCGAACGCAUCCCAAACAGCAGCAUGUGGAUUACGUUCGAGAUCUGGCUGGACAAAACAUUGGAGAUGAUUGGUGGUUCCAAAGUUGUGUUCCAAACCGAUCACUCCGGUUCGUUUUCCCGAAAAGACCCUUCAUAGGGAAGAGCCAUUCAAAAAAGGAGUCACAAUUUGUGGCUAAACGGACUGCUGGCGCACUAUCUAUAAGCUAUAGUUUCUGGAAUGCGUUCUUCGAUAUCCCACCACCCCGCCCGAGUUCGUUCGUUCUGUAUGUGUAAAGUAUGUGUUACUUUGUAAAAUAUCUUCUUCUUAAAUUUUAUCUUUCUAUCUUCUUCACUAUCACAAACAGCCGUAAAGCUUUGUUUACUCUUUCGUUAGGCUUAGAACAGGUUAAGCGCCGCACCCUGCAGAAGGGUUAGCAAUAGGUUUAGUUAUCGCAACUAGGAAAAGCUUUUUUUUUACCUUUAAUUGUGUAUAGGGGCUUAUGGAACGGUGGAUUUAGUUGCACCAAGCAAAUUGAUAAAAUGUUUGCCCAUAAAUGUGUUAUCAUGUUGUGGAAGUGUAUAACAGUGAUCUCUUACAGACUAGAAGAGAUGGAAUUGUUCCCCUUUUAUUUUAACCUCUCCCGACCGCACUCGACGAAGAACGAUUUCUGUAACGACUCUGCAAACACAACCGAAUUAAAAUGGGAUCCCGCCGUCUGUACGAUAGCCGUAUUUACUUAGACUCGUAGCUCAACUCCAAUGAAAUCAGUUUGUUCGGUGUCUUUUUUACAGCAGACUUCGGCGGAAUCAGUUCGAAAUCCUUUAUUCGCCAUCAAACAUUUCGCAUAAGUUUUUAACUUGCAAACAAAUCAAAAUCAAUCCUCCCAAUCGUAUGGCCAUACUGAAUGUUUUGCUGGAAAUUUGAUUACUAAAGCGGCAAUUUUCUUCCUCGUAGGUUAGCACUGUAUUCUAUACUGAUCGUAUGAGUUUUAGGAUUGACACGAGUGCUUAACAACCCGUAUAUCUAUACAUUAAGCUGAAUAAAAUAUUAAAUACAACACAGAA